AUGGACAAGUUCGAAAAAAACCAAGCGAAGGCAAAGGACCAUAUGGUGACAUGGAUGUGCACACAAGCGCGGUUAUGUCAGGUUGACACACCAGGUAAUCCUCUAAGUAAUGGGGGUGGACAACACACGCAUAGGGUUGAUCUUCAGGGUAUGACAUGCACAUGUGGAAAAUGGGAAGCAUACAAGAUGUCGUGUUCACACGUAAUAGCAAUUUGUGCUAAGUAUAAGCACGAUGUGCAACAAUUUAUUGAUCCUUGCUAUAGCGUGACUCAUAGGUACCAUAGCUAUGAACCGAUAUUCCAACUGUUGAAAGACAGAUUAGCAUGGCCGGAUCCAGAAGAAAUUAGAGUAGUGAUGCCCAAUCCGCAACUGAUCCGGAACAAGUGUUGGCCAAAGUCCACACGAAUCCACUAUGAGAUGGACGAGAAUGAUAGGGAGUUGCCAACCUCCCUAUGGAUCGAGAAUGGACCCAAGUCAAGAUGUGGGUUAUGUCACCAAGAGGGGCACAACCGUAGAACAUGUCCUACUCGAAAUGCGGAGUCAACUAGCGGUGGAGCUGCAUCAUAG
This is a messenger RNA of Quercus lobata, 567 nucleotides long. RefSeq lists its product as uncharacterized. NCBI's taxonomy places the organism in Eukaryota, Viridiplantae, Streptophyta, Magnoliopsida, Fagales, Fagaceae. The transcript has a single exon. The record is from RefSeq and is a predicted model, not a curated record. Gene Ontology annotation, molecular function: nucleic acid binding; zinc ion binding. The coding region runs from base 1 to 567 and encodes 188 amino acids.